Messenger RNA from Manis javanica (Malayan pangolin), 867 nucleotides. The record is from RefSeq and is a predicted model, not a curated record. Lineage: Eukaryota; Metazoa; Chordata; Mammalia; Pholidota; Manidae.
AUGACGCCCAGAGGCUGCCUCCUUGGGCAGGUGGGCGUGGACCCCAUCAUUGUGAGCCAAGUCACCCUUGGGCCACAGAGCUGGGAGCUGGGGGAUAGCCACUUCAAUUUAUUUAUCUUCGAGGCCGAGACUUUUUUUCAGCCAAUCAGCUUGCGGAAACGCCUCCGGCCUGACCAAUGGGAGGAGCCCGUCGUACGAAAGGCCGCCCACUGGGGCGAGAGCGGCGCGGUAUUUGAAUCCUGGAACGAGGCGACCACGCGAAGAUCCCCAGCGGUGCAGCCGGGAUCGCAGCCCGAACGGCGCCGCGGAAGCCUGUGCCCUCCCGCCCCAGUCCGCGUCCGGCCCUGGGCCGGGCUUGCGCUCUCGCCUGCCCCGUUCCUCAUGGCGCUGCUCCGACGCCCGGCGGUGCCCACUGAUUUGGAGAAUAUCUACACAGGAGUGAAUUCAAAAGCAAAGAGUCAUGUGACUAUCAGACGGGCAGUUUUGGAAGAAAUUGGAAAUCAAGUCACAACCAGAGCCACACAAGGAGCUAAGAAAGGUCAGAACGCCGAAGUACCUGCGCAGCCCACCAAAACAACAAAUGCGAGCCAACCGCAGAAACCUACCGCUUCUGUGAAACCAGUACAGGUGGAAAUGUUGGCUCCAAAGAUGAACUGCCCGAAGCUUCACGCAGUGUCUUUCAGGAAGGUCCCGUGAGAUCCAGCAUCAGUGGGUGCUCAGGGUGGCAGCUCAGCAAAGUGCUCUCCAUGCCCCCCUCCUCGGAGGCCUCACUCCCCUCUUCCCUCCCUCCAGCCCCCCCGCUGGCACUGCUCUCCCUCAGGAAGUGUCAGCGCAGAGGCUUCUGCCUCACACUGCUCCUUAGGGAAC